This is a messenger RNA of Moneuplotes crassus, 3372 nucleotides long. The record is from the annotation of a GenBank genome assembly. NCBI's taxonomy places the organism in Eukaryota, Ciliophora, Spirotrichea, Euplotida, Euplotidae.
CUCGAAUAUUUAUAUAUUUUAUUAAAAUGAAACAAAGCGUUAUUUUCGAAAGUUGUUUCAAAAUAGUGGUGCUACUUACUAUGGUUAGCCCUUGAAUGUGAGCUGAUGGAAAGUGAUCAUCAGACAUCGAUAAGCUUAACGGAGCCUACAUCCAUCAGUACAUUUACCAAGGAGACACUAACAGGCUAAGUAGUAACAUCAUCAUAUCCUCCAACGGGCUACAUACAUAUGGAAGUGAUGAAGGAUCCGUAAAUGCAGUGACUCCCACUGAUUUCUCGAACACGGUCUUUUAUAAAAGGACCCAAGACCUAGAACUAGUCUGGAGCAGACAGUAUAAUAUUGUGGUGGAGCCUGGAGCAAUGGAUCUCGGAAACUCUGACACCAUUUAUUUCACGAAGUACUCUUCAUCAGAUUGUUAUGUAGGCAAACUGUCAUCCUCGGAUGGCUCAAUAUUAGCUUACUCACAACUCGACUCAGCUGUGAAGUCAUGAAACUUCAUUGCUGUAUCCAAAGAUGAGAAUUACGUAUAUGUUGGAUCUAACAAUAAUGGAGACCCAAAUUAUAUAAUUGAGCUAACAUCAAGCACCCUCUCAUUUUCGUUUGCAAUGGACCAAAGCACAAGCAUCCUUUUUGAUUUGAAUGCAAUAACUUUGGGAGGAAACUCCAGAAGUCUAUUUACAAUCAGUCAUCACGGCACUGAAAAUACUGUGUUCUCAACUCUAACAUUUCCAUCAACAAGCGUAGUGAAUGCAAAGAAAUUUAGCUGAACCGUAUGAUCUACAUCCCCCUCAGCUAAAACUUAUUUAACAUCUGAGAACAUAGCAUACAUCAACUUUAUCAACGAGGCUCGUGAGUUAUUCUUUGUGAUCGAUCUAUCAUCUAUGGCUCUUAAUCAUGCAUUUUCCCAAGCAUCUGCUCAAACUAGUGCACAGGUCACAUCUAUUGGCAUUUUAAGCGAAGUUUCUAAAAUUUUCAUGACCAGUUACCACUCUCUCGGGACUAUACUAAGAUUUUUUGAUAUGAAUACAAAUACGUUUUCUCAGGCAUAUUCAACUGUGGGCAAGUCUUUGCUGAGCGGAACAAGUUAUGGAGGAUUCAUCUAUAUUGGGAAUCAGCAAGCUGGAAAUAACGCUGUGCUUAAUAAACUCAAUUACAAUGACGAAAUUAUCAAAUCAGUUCUUAUCCAACCGGCAGUUGUAGAUUUAGCUGUAGAUGGAACACUGUCAUUAGGAAGUCCGUCGAUAACUGUGAAUGACCAAAGCUCAGGAAGAACUUCUACUGUAUCGUCAAUAACUUCCUCAAUACCAACCAUCAAUUACAUGAGCCAACAGACUCUUCCGUUAAACUACAAUGCAGGUUCUUUUGUGAAAGUGUAUGCUUCUCAGAAUACAGUGUCAUCAAUUAAAAUAAACAUGCCUUGCAUCUCAGAUAAUUCGAUUGGAGGUAUCGCGACUGGGAUGACUAGUUAUUUCAACGGUAGUUUAUCUCCAAUAUGGGUCGUCUCUAACCCAGAUCUUUCAGGACUGAUAGUCACUGCUCCAAUAGUAUUUCCAGCAGAUGAAGUCAGCCAUUACAUCGGCAUCAACUUUGUUUAUUCAGGAAACACAUACACUCAAUACAAUGAGUUAGUGAUUCACCAAUGCUAUGUCUCUAAUUGUGAGAGAUGAGAGUACAACACAAAGUACACGAAAUGAACAGCCUGUAGGCCAGGCCACGCUCUUUCUCUUGAUGAAACAAGAUGCGAUCAAGAGUUCCUCCCAGUCCAACCCUUAAGUUUAGCAACUCAGGGAUUUAUUGGAGUUGGAGUCGGGGCAGGAGCUACUUCUUCUCUUACUUCUACAGCUUCUUCAGCUCAAGGAUUUUGGGCUCUGAUAAAUCAGUAUCAACUAUAUCUUCUAUUUCCGUUCCUUAAAAUAUACAUGCCUUCUGACUUGGAGUAUUAUCUCACAGAAUUUGAGAUAUUCAGUUUUAAUUUUGGAUUUAUUGACGUGGUAGAGGUUCCUUAUAUUAAUGAUCUCAUCGAAAAGCUUGAUUAUAGCCAGAAUAGCGAAAUAUACAGCAACAAUGGAUAUAGUUCUGGUGCUUUUGCUGUCAAUUACACUAGCAUGUUCACAGCUCUCUUCAUUGUGUUCAUCUGAAACAUAAUUUUCAUUCUGUUCUAUGCUAUCUUUUCGAAAGCAAGAAAAGGAGGAAGAUGUAAAUAAAAUAUUUGACUGGUUCACAGGUUUCUUCUACCUCACAACAUACAUUAGGACUGUCAUCGAAGCAAGUCAGUUUGCAUUUAUGGGAGCUCUUUUGGAAGCGACUACAUUUGAUUCCUUUAAUGAUCACACAGUGUCAUACUUGAUUUCACUGGUAUUCACAGUCUUCAUGAUUACAAUGCCCGUUCUUGUGUAUCUGUACUAUCGGAAGAAAAAUGGCCAAGUCGGAGAAACUCUCUUCAACGAAUUUUAUGAUGGGACUAAAGAUAAGAAAAUUGCUAAGCUUUUCAUCAUCUUUUUCUUCAUAAGAAGAUUUACGACGGUUGGAGUUCUUGUGUGUCUCAGAAAUACCAACGGUAUUCUUAGAUGAGCUAUCUUCGUGCCUAUCCAGCUAGCAUACUUGGUUUAUUUUGUGACUGUGAAGCCUUUCGAAGACAACAAAGAUAACAUCAUUGAGAUCUUGAACGAGUCGAUAUUCUCAGCCUUGUCAAUAUUCCUAUCCAUUUUCCAAGAUGAAUCAAUGUGGGUAGAUGGAAUGAGUUCAGCUGUCAUCAUAUUGGUAAUGGCCAAUGGGUUCUUGAUUUCUAUUGUGUUGAUCGUCAACAAUAUUAUCGGCAUUGUCAAAUGGUGAAAAGAGAGAAAAAGUAAAAAGAAAGUUUUAGUUGAAGAUACCUCUGUUAAAGUUAAAGUUGGAAAUCCCCAAAACAGUUUUGAUAAAGCUUCCUUGCACAGAUCAUCUAGUCGCAACAACUCAGAUGAGAAAGUAAAUAUUUAUACCAACAAAGAUUUUUUAAAAGAAGAAACAAAGCAAGAAGUUAACUUGAGCGAAAUGAGUAAGAACAGAUUAGGAGAUGACAAGAAAGUCUAAGAAAUAGAAAACAGUUAAUCUUUUAAAAAGUCCAAAAAUUUCUGAGGAAAUUAAAAUCUUCAAAAAUUUCUGAUAAUUAUUCAAAAAUGUGUUAUUUCAAAUAUAGAAUAAGCUUUCCAUUUUUAGAAGUAAUCCAAAAUCUCUAGUUACUUCUAACAUAGUUUACUAGUCUCCUUUAGCUUACACAGACAACAGCAUUGGCCAUUGCGAUCCUUCUGGGAUAAGAACGUGAAAUAUCUUAGAAAAGGUGCUCCAUUAUGUUAAAAUAGCAAUGGGACGUAUUAAGUGAAACUGUAAAUAUUG